This is a messenger RNA of Metarhizium acridum CQMa 102, 1347 nucleotides long. RefSeq lists its product as uncharacterized. The record is from RefSeq and is a predicted model, not a curated record. NCBI's taxonomy places the organism in Eukaryota, Fungi, Ascomycota, Sordariomycetes, Hypocreales, Clavicipitaceae.
AUGUCAGACGAGGGAAACACAGCGCUUGCAGCUCUAAGCGCCCUCUUGGGCUACGUUGGCGCAGAGGCGGCCACGGUAAGCCCAUUCGAACACCUCCUCUGGCCGAAUCGCUACCUGUGCAACUUGUCCGUCUCGUCGGUAUUUGCGAUAGUGGUAUUGACGCCCAUGGGUGGACCGAUGCAUAAGGCUGCCCUUGAGAUUCUCGACACUCUCUAUACCCACGGGCUCUUCCAAGGUCAGCAUCGCGGCCAUAUGCUAGGGACGGCGUUUUUCAAGGACAUUGGCUGGACACAUACCUUGUGUAGCCCCGGACAGGAACCUCGGACGAAGCCGUCUCGCAACUGCUUAUGGGCCAUGGCCCUCGCUCUGUUACACGUUCCAGACUUGAAGCAGAACAGCCAGGACGGCCAAGAGUCACCCGCUGAGAGGCAAGAGAAGGGAAUGGCGCUCAAGAACACAUCCAUUAGGGCCUGGACGUCUGUCCACCACUUGACCUUUUCCCCGGCAACGAUAAAAGACAAGAAUUCCAGUCUUCCAUUUGUCAGGGAAGAUGCAAAGACGCCCAAUGUUUCCGUAUUUGCAGCGAUUAUUCUUGGAGAGCUCACAGCCAUCGUCACCGCCGUCGUCCUCAUCGCCGUCGCGAGGACUCCAUGGGCUGCGUUGUGGCUUGCGCCGCUGGCACUGAGACUCCUGAGCGCUGUAUUCACCCUCCAUCGCGAGCCGCUGAUACCCGUCACGGAAUCAAUGGCCAAGGAUGAGAAUGAUGUUUUCGAGAUUAACUGUCCUCAGUCGAGCGGCAGCUUCAUGAUAUUCACAGGUCCCCCAGCCAUUGUGUCGCAAUUCAUGAGACACUACGGCCAUCCCGUGCGACAUCGCGCCCGAGAGAUAUUUCAGCUGGUCAUUGUCGUUUUGUUGGGUGGCAUGUUCCCCCUGGGCUUGACUCUCUCAACCCUCCUAAUGUCCCGAAACUUGCAGUACGUCUGGAUCGGGUACCAGAUCUACCUGGUCGCGGUCCUGCAUCUCGCCAGGUACUCGCAGUUGGUCAAGAGCGUCUCGACACAUGCUGCCAUUGCCGAUGCGUUUGACAGCCGAGGAGGCGACCUGUCCAAGGGGCAGUCCAUCUUAUUUGGACAGGCGCGACAUGGUCCCGAGACAAUCCGGGUCGACCUAGUCGUCACUUAUCACCAGAGGUAUCAAGAAGGAAAGGAAGCGGCAGAAAGGCUUCUGGGUAGACGUUUAGAUUUGACGGACGAUGAUUCGUCGCAAGACGGCAACGCCGCCACGACGGAACAGGAGACGUCGUUAGACAUGGCAAGCACGGACGUGUCAGAGACCAAUCAUGAGUAA